Messenger RNA from Prorocentrum cordatum, 4986 nucleotides. NCBI's taxonomy places the organism in Eukaryota, Dinophyceae, Prorocentrales, Prorocentraceae. The record is from the annotation of a GenBank genome assembly.
AUGGCGGAGGAGCGCGUGCAGGCUCUAGAGCAGCAGAUGAUAGCGCUGGCCCAGGAGCUGCAGAACCGCCAGCAGAGGGAGAACGAUCUCACGGCCGAGGUGCAGCGGCUCGGCCGUGUGGCCGAGGCUAGACCACGGGUGGGCGGGCCUGUGCCACAGCCUCGAGCCGAGUCGCUCGUGGACACCCGCACGCUGGGCAAGCCAGACGUGUUCACGGGCGAAGAGCACAAGUGGAACGAUUGGAAGGUGAUCUUCAAGGCGUACUGUGGCGUCGUGAACGCCGACUUGCUGGCAGGGAUGCGACUGGCAGAGAGCGCAGACGAGGCCUCAGUUCAGAACGAUGACUUCCUCGAGGAGAACAUGAGGCAGGCCUCGCAGCAGCUGUAUUACAUCUUGCUCCUCCUCUGCCGGCAGCAUCCCCUGACGACGAUCGUGAAUGCUGGCGAGAAUGAGGGCUUCCAGCUGCUGAAUCUCCUGAACUUCUCGUUCACUGGCGAUGUCGAGGACCGGCUGGCGCUGUUCGAGCGAGAGCUCCUCAGGUACGAGCAGAGGAGCGGCGAGGCCAUCGCAGCCUCCAUGAGGAUCGGCAUCGUCCUUCGGCAGCUCGAGGAAGGCCCUCUACGCCAGCACCUCUUGCUCAAUGCGACCAGGCUGGUGGAGUGGCAGGACUUCCGACGUGAGGUCACCGACGUCCGCCGUGCCCAGAGCGCCAUCGCCCCGGUGCCCGUGCCCAUGGACCUGAGCGCCAUGGAGCAGACGCUGGCUCGCAUCAACGCCUCCCAGUCGACGAGUACGACCGUGCCAUCGGCGGCCAGCUCUAUCUCGACGGCUGCGACUACGAGGCUGAGUCCGGCGACGGCGAUGUCCGGCACGAGCUCUCGACAGGUCGCAGCGCUCUACCUGAACGACGCGGACGAGCAGGUCAGCUACCCGUUCGCGAACCUCCACUCCCUCAGCAUCUACGACCCGGGGCCGGACAAGGCGGACGUGGUCGACUCUGCGACCGGCGCGGCCCUGGACCUGAACAUGAUCCACGGCAACUCGGAUGCGGAGGAGGUCGAGCUCAACGGCAUCUUGCGUGUGGGCAUCGACUCGUGUGCGGCGGCAUCGGUGCUGCCGCGUGGCUCGUGUGCGGACUACCCGGUGCACGAGGGCGGCCGGGCGAUCUCGUGCAAGACCGCCUCUGGCCACUACGUGAACGACGAGGGCGAGAAGAUCCUCGUGGGGACGAUGCCUGGGGCUUCUCAGGCACGCGCUGCCAAGUUCAGGGUGGCGGACGCCAGCAAGCCGUUGCUGAGCGUCGCGGAGAUGGUCGACUCUGGCCAUCGGCUCGUCUUCGACUCGGAGGGCGGGCAGGACAUUAGCUACGCGUACCACAAGACCAGCGGAGACGUUGUCAGGUUCUGCCGCAGGAAUAAGGUCUACGAGAUGGAUAUGCAUGUCGACCCGUGCGUGCCGGAGGUCUGCCCGGUCGAGGUGGCAGGCCACGAGCCUCCCGAGGGUGAAGCCGGCCAGCCAGGCGCGGCUCACGAGGAGGUCGCCGAGGGCCCGCCGGUGCGGCCGGCGAGGGGGCCCGCAGCGCCGACGGCGGCCGAGCGAGCCGCGCACGAGGUGCUGCACGAGCCCUACAGGGCAUGGUGCCGGGAGUGCGUCUCCGGCAGAGGCCUGUCAGCAGGCCAUCAGACGAAGGACCGCCAGGAGUCAGCGCUCGCGGUGGUUGGCAUCGACUACGGCUACCUCGGUGAACGAGAGGACGCUACGCCGCUGCUGAUCGGGAAAGAUUCGAAGCAGCGUUGGUUCCACGCGUCGGUGGUGCCAGCUAAGGGGGCGCAGCAUCCCUGGCCGGCAAAGUCGUGGUCCAGGGGGCUGGCUUCGGCUGGCCACAAGCGCUUCGUCUUCCGCUCAGACGGCGAGGCGCCGCUCGUCGCCCUGAAGACCCGCAUCGGGGCCAAGCUCAAGGAGGAGUACGGCAUCGAGACGGUGCCCGAGGAGAGCGCGGUCGGCGACUCUCAGGGCAACGGCCUGGCCGAGCACGCGGCGCGCGAGGUCAAGGCCAAGGUGAGGACGGUGCGGGCGCAGGUGGACGACCUCCACGGCGUGAGCAUUGGCGUCGAGAACCCAGUGACCCCGUGGAUGGUCGAGUUCGCAGCCAUGUCCAUCAACCUGGGCAGGCGGGGCGCUGACGGCCGCGCGGCUUGGGAACUUCGGCACGGCCGCCCCUUCAACAAGGACCUGGCUUGCUUCUCGGAGAAGGUCCUGUAUCUCCCAGGGGGCAAGCGCAAGGCUGGGAUCGAGGACAAGUUCCUCGCUGGGCUCUACCUGGGGCCCACGCUUCGGACGGACGAGGUCUACAUUGGCACGGAGUUGGGCGUACUGCGGGCCAGGACCUUCAAGCGGUUGACGGUCGGGCAGCGGGCCGACAAGGACCUGCUGAACAGCCUCGUGGGGAAGCCGUGGGCGCCGGUGCCGACGGACGUGGAGGUGGACGAGGUGCCGGUGGCCAUCGAGAUCCGAGCGCUGGUGCCAGCGCCGGUCGCGCCUUUGGGCGGACCUCUGGCGCCCAUCCCCGAGGCUGGGGACCUCCCGCCCUGGGCUCUCCGAGUCGGGCGACCACCAGCAGGGCCGCGGGCCGUCUACAUCAGGAAGGACGUCGAGAUCGCGAAGUACGGGCUCUCCCCGGGCUGCUACGGCUGCGCCGCGAUCCUCAACGGCGCCCGGGCGCAGGCUCACUCAGCCGAGUGCCGCGCUCGGAUCGAGCAGGCGAUGCAGGACGACGAGGAGGCAAAGCAGAGGCUCGAGGAUGCCCGUGAGCGGAAGCGGCAUCGCACUGACGUCGCCGGGCCUGUCUAUCAAGAGGGCGGCUCGUCAGGCAGCGGCGGUCCAGCCCCAGCUCAGCAGGUGCCGCCAGCACCCGAGGCCGCGGCGGCGGCUGACGUGGCGAUGGCUCCGGCACCACACGACCCUGGCGACGACAACAUGCAGGAGGAGAUCGGUGCCCUCCUGCUCUCUCUCGGCUACAGCGGGCGCAAGGCCGACGUGAUGGAGGUCUUCUGCCCGAAUAGGCUUGUGGGCUUUGCCCCCCUCUUCGGUCUGGUUCACGGCGGCUCGUUCGACCUGAGGGUUGGCUGGGACCUGACCGACCGCCAGCAGCAGCGACAGUGCCGGGAGCUGAUCGAGCACUUCGAGGUGUACUUCCUCUUGGGCAGUCCUCGCUGCGCGCCGUUCUCCAUGCUGAAGUACCUGAAUGAGGACACGGAGAAGCAGCGUGAGGCCUACGCCAUCGGGCUCGCCAAGAAGCCGACAGGGUGGAUGAGUAAUAACAAGGAGGUGUGGGAUGAGGUCUGCAAGCGCUGCCCCAAUGAUACUGGCAUUGGCAGCCGCCACGAGCAUUCCACCUUCGUCGGCCGCAACAUGCGUGUGGCGGAGAGGUACCCGGUCAAGCUCCUCCGCGCCAUCCUCCGUGGCCUCCGCGGUCACCUUAGCAACAAGAAGGUGCUCACGCUUUCGGCCCUGGAUGCUGGGCCGAACGUGGGCGAUGAGGAGAUCAGCCUGAAGGACUUCGUCGGGAAGUGGCGCGACACGCUGAGGACCGAGUUCUACGACGACCUCACCGGCCUCCCGCUGGACCCCGCGCGGGUGAAGGCCGCGAGGCGCCUGGAGAUGGAUUUCAUGGCGCAGCUUGGCGUGUGGGUCUACGCGAGGGAGGAGGACUGUCAGCGCGAGCUUGGACGGAGGCCUCUCAGUGGCCGCGUGCUACGCUUCCUGGACAUCUCGCGGGCACACCCGCACUGUGAGAUCAAGAGGACGGUCUACAUCAAGCUUCCAGAGGAGGAUCCGAUGUCGCAGGAGAUCGGUACGUGUGGGCUCUUGCGGAUGGCGCUCUACGGGACGCGCGACGCUGGCCAGAACUUCGAGCUCACGACUGCCGAGACGGUCAUCGGUGCUGGCUGCGACCAGUCGGCCUUCUCGCCUUGCGUGUACUGCCACAAGGACCUCCAGGUGAGCUUCUUCCACCACGGCGACGACUUCGUGCUCGAGGGCUCUCGGGGCGGGGCGGAGUCGAUCUGCGAGGCCCUGAAGACGAAGUUCAUCGUGAAGGACAGGGGCGUGCUCGGGCCGGCGCCUACCGACGCAAAGGAGAUCACGUGCCUCAACAGGGUAAUGCGCUGGCGAGACCGAUGGUGCCAAGGGGGCGAGGCCAUCGAGUACGAGGCGGAUCCCAGGCACGCGCAGCUUGGAAUGGACCCCCGCACCACGAAGUCAUUGAGUACGCCAGGGCUGAGCCAGAAGCUUACACCUGAGGUCGAGCGCGAGCUGAACGAGCACGAGGCGGCAGAGUACCGCAGUGCGUGCGUGAGGCUGGGCUACUUGGCGCUCGAUCGGCCAGAGGUGCAGUUCACGGCCAAGGAGUGCGCUCGCGGCAUGCAGAGGCCGACAGAGCGACACCUCCGCCUUCUGAAGCGCGCUGGACGCUUCUUGAUCGGGGCGCCGCGGGCCAUCUGGAAGUGGGGCCGACAGCGGGCACCCACAGUGAUGGACAUCUAUUCGGACACCGAUUGGGCAAGGCUGCCCGAUUACGCGGAGGAGCACCAGUUCGGUCGUGAUCAAACAUGGGCAGCACCUGAUCGUUACGGCAUCGACGACUCAGAUCCCCAUCUCCAUGACAGGGCCAUCGGCAUGCAGUCACUGUGCCAGGGCCUAGGCAGGGACGUGGGCCUUCGCAUCUGGAGCGACUCGGCAGCUGCUCUUGGCAUCAUGCAACGACGAGGCUGCGGCAAAGUCCGACACCUCGAGACGCCGACGCUGUGGGUGCAGAAGGCACUCAAGGACGGACGGUUUCAACUGGCUAAGGUUCCCGGGAAGUCGAACCCGGCGGACCUGGGGACGAAGUUCCUCGACCAGGCGGCAAUGCUCCGAGGGCUGGAGAUGAUGAGUGUCAAGCUCUCGGACGCGCCCCUCUCGAGUGCCCUUCAGGCGAAGGUCUGA